Molecule: messenger RNA, 1308 nt
Organism: Neospora caninum
Lineage: Eukaryota; Apicomplexa; Conoidasida; Eucoccidiorida; Sarcocystidae
Exons: 2
Coding region: 1-1308 (435 amino acids)
Source: RefSeq, a predicted model, not a curated record
AUGUGGAUUUUGUUGUGUAUGGGCAACAUGGCAUGUACAUCAUCGUAUCGAGGCUCAGCAGCGCUUCCCAGAGGGAAGCGUUGCUCUUCCACUUUCACGACGUGCUGUACCACGCCAAAUUGUUUGCGAAUGGUGCUGAUGGCCAUCGCUUUAGUCUUCGCAUCCCAGGUUCCGGCAUGGGCCGCGUCAAUGGUGUCUUUGGUCGAUGCGGUCCAGAAUUCCCGAGUCGGUUUGAAUGCGGAAGCGACGGAGCGAGAGAUGAAAGAGCCUUCAGAGUUACAAAGAGACGUGAGCCCAGUAACGCCUGGAGGCGAUAGCAGUUCGGACGCCGAUACCAGUCCCGGGAUUACCAGCUUCAACUUACAGAAUCUACAGGUUAUCGUGGAUGAAUUGAAGGAAGAAAGGACAGUUACAGAUGGAUCCACGAGUGGCGAAUCUAAGCAAGAGAGUGGUAACAAGGAGGGAGCGGAAACAUUGGCGACAAAGCAGAAGGUGAAGGAAUUCGUAAACAGUGAAGGCGUCGAUAUGGAGGCAUACGUGCCUGGCAGCCAAGGUGCUUACCUACAAAAGGCAUUGAAGAAGUUUUACCAUCCACAAUCUCUUCUUGAACCAAGCAAACUGAAGGCCUAUUUCUUUUUUCACAUAGGCAUCAUUGAAAACACCGGCGCAUGGCUAUCGCGUAGGUCAAAGUAUUACAGGAAAAACAUUGAACCGGCAGUGACAAAUAGUCUUAAUUUAGCCAAUACGUUCGCGGCGUCCCUCGAGAUCGUACUGGCGGAGGCGUUAACCGAGAUAGAAAACCUAGAACGACUUCGUCUGCAGACUGCUGACCGAAAGGCUUUCGAGCACGUUCGUGAAAACAAUCGACUUGGGGUCUCUGUGUCACGUCUUCGUGAGAUAACAUGGAAGCUGGAUGCGGUCCUCGGUGAGGUGUCCGGAACAAUACGAGCAUACAAGUGCCCGCCGCAAUGCGUUUCACUCAGUUGCCGGUGGACCUGUGAGAUGAAGAAAACUCUACCAGCAGAAGUUGAAUCACUUGCUGCGCUGACGACCCAUUUGGCAAGCAUCUUCGAAACUAUUCAGGAAUUCGUCGAAAAAGACGCAGACGUUGGCCUGAAGCGUGUGUUGGGGCGCACUUCCACGUUCGAACGCCGUGAGGCGGAGGAGACUUUUGAGCGACACGCAAAUGCUUUGUCAAGCAGCGUCGAAGAAUUUCAGCGGCUACUGAAGGGGACCGGAGAAAACUUGCUGCAGAUUGAUGCAAGAAUGCAAGAAUUCACCUCUCUACUAAAGAACGGGCGCAAUUGA